AUGGCUCAGGAUCCUUCCGAAUCGAGAAAACCACAGGAGGUUAAAUUCGUUGCACAGUUUUCUUUUGAGUCAGGCAUAAUGGCGUCCCAUCUAUUUUGGAACGUUCUAGCCUCGAUAAUGGUUCAAAAGGUUCUUGAACACGAUGGCCGAUUCGCAGGGCUCAUCCUCAAAAAGUUAGAUAAGGAGCCACAGAAAUCGAAACAAACUCCAGGCAGAGUAGCAAAAACCGCGUCGAAAUCUGCACAAUAUGCUCGACGGAGUUGA
This is a messenger RNA of Sclerotinia sclerotiorum 1980 UF-70, 264 nucleotides long. RefSeq lists its product with no specific name. NCBI's taxonomy places the organism in Eukaryota, Fungi, Ascomycota, Leotiomycetes, Helotiales, Sclerotiniaceae. The record is from RefSeq and is a predicted model, not a curated record. The coding region runs from base 1 to 264 and encodes 87 amino acids. The transcript has 2 exons.